AAAAUUCACUUUCACAUAAUUACUUUAGCGUUUAUUUAUUCUUUUGUGUUUGACUGUUACCUACUGUUUUAAUAUUUUGUUAAAAAAUAUAUAAUACAAUAAAUUCGUAGUUUUCUACAAUUAGAAAUGUCAUUUUUAUUUAACAUUAGUUUGGUAAAAUGUAUUAAACGAAUCAUGCCCAUCGUCAAGUAUAAAAAUAAUUUAUUUUACUGUAGAAACCAAACAAAAUUUUUUCACAAAACAGAACAGAGUAUGUUUACAGCAAUUAGAUAUAGUGCAUAUUUACCUUCUACAAUGAAACCCAUACUUUUCGGAUUUUCAUUACUUGGUUUACUUGGAUUUGACGAAGAAAUUGACGAGGAACUUAAAUUGAUCAAUACUAUUAAAAGAGGCUUAUUAUUUUUACAAGUAAAAUGUUGGCCCUACUACUAUUAAUAUUAUUAUUAUGAAUUUAACCAUGCUUAAUACUAUUUUGAGAUACAUAGUUGAUUCUUAUUAUUAUUAUUAUUCUGGUAACUAGGACAUUCAAUCAUAAUGGCCUAGAUUCUUGAAUUCUUGUGUGUAAUACCUAAUAUAGAUUAUAUUGCAACGUCACUUUUAGUUAAUUGAUUAUUGUGCAUAUGAUUAUAUUAACAAUAUUAUUGUUAAUUUAUCGAAAUCAUGGUUAAAAAUUAAUUAAGUAUUAUAUAAAAUUUGCCUUUUAUAGGUAUAAAUUUGCACACCACAUAAUACAUUUUAUUCUGUGAUGUUUCUAUAAUAAUACAUUGCAGCAAUUCACUACAGCUAUUCAAUAUUAAAUUCUAUAACUUUAUUGAUGGUUUUGUGUUUUUUAGAAAGAAGACUUUGAUGCUUUUGAACAAACAUUGCAUGAUGCCCUCAAGAUAGCUUACAAUUUACAACAUUUUGAUGGUCUGACUUAUGUGUUUGAUGUAUUAGCAAAUGGUGCAUUUAUGAAAAAAGAUUAUGUAAAUGCAGAAAAACUUUUUGUGACAGUCAUGCAAAGAUUAAUGACUAAAGGAGGCCAUGAAAAUGACCUUAAUAUUUUACAUAUAAGUCUUAAACUUGCAAAAAUUUACGAAGCACAAAAUAAUAUCAGGUAUUAUAAUAACGUACAUGUAUUUAUUGUAGAUUAGGGUGGCCCUUAUUAUUGAACUCUCGAGUUUUUGAUUUCUCAUCGUCUCAUUUUAGUUCAAUAGUAUAACAAAGUCAUUUUGGUUAAAUUUGGUUAUGAUUACUCACUCCCUUUGCGUGCGCUAAAAGGAUUAAAAAAUCACAAAAUAGGGUUGUUUUUUUCAUUUAUUGUGUAUAAUUAGAAAACUAUUUCACUUAUACUAAAAAUGUAUAUAACUUAAAUUAUAAAUCUUUAUAUUCUUAAUAUUAAACAUAGUUAACUGUUGAUGAUAGAACAAAAUAUCCUGUUUAAAAAUGAUGAAAAGUUGUAAUUUUUAAAUAAAAGUUAAUACGUAUAGAUUGUAUUGGAUUUAUUGUUCUUUUGUCACAGUUGGAUUUAAAUAAGAAAAUUUGAAGAACCUAAAAUUGCACUUAUCUAUCAUUAUGUCAACUCAAUAGUUUUAUUUAUUAUACACGUUUUUUAGAGAAUAAUAAAAUGGAUACAAGUGGAUUAUAAAUAAUAAUAUAAUUUUUUAAUUAUAAUCAAAUUUAUAUCUGGUAAUUAUUUAGGUGUAGUUAAUUGGAAAACAAAACAUUAGAGUAUUGUAUUGGAAUUAAAAAAAAAAAAAAAAUGUAGAAAUAAUAGGGAAAUUUUUAAUGAUAAUGAUUUUAUUAUUUUAAAUUUUUUUUUUUGUUGUAAUUUAGUUAAAAAUAUUUGUAUAGAUUUAUUUAAUUUUCAAAACUUUUGAACUAAUUAUAGACAUUAUUAUUUUGAGAGUUUUUAUGUAAUUUUUAUUUGUUAAGUACUCAGUGGAUAAAUUUGUUACACUAAACAGAAAUGUUUGAAAAUUUGACUUAGUAAAAGUGGUAAAAAAAAAAAAAAAACAUUGAGUGUAUUAUAAUUUUUUAUUAUAAAUUCUGAGUGAAAGAAAGAAGCUUAUAGUUUUACCAAGAUGUUUAUUAUUUUUCAUUUUCUGUGGAUAACUUUUCUACCAGCAAUUUUGCUCUUAGUUACAAUGAUAAUACUUUUUCUGAAAUGAAAUUUGACUAGGAAGUUAUUUUAAGAAGGCCAUUUUUUAAUUUUCCCAAGAGUUUUCCAAGCAAAUGGGAACACUAUAAAAUUGUCUUUAAAUUAUAAAACACCAUCAAUGUUAUCAUUUAUUAUAUUAUAUUAUAAUGGUUAGUUUGAUUUCUAAUUUAUUAUUAAUGUAAUGUUUACAGUAAAUGUGAAGUUGGCUAUAGAUACUGUAUUCAAAACCUAGAGGAACUAUUUCAUAAAAAUCCAGAAAAUGAAAAUGUUUUAGGUUUAUAUUCCUUAUCUUUGGAUGCCUAUGCUCGUUAUUUAUUGAAACAAGGACAUACAAAAGAAGCAUUUAACAAUUUUAAAAAAUCCUAUGAGAUGUGUGUGAAGUUGCACGGUGAAAUAUUUGAAAUGAAUGUUAUCUUGUUAAAUGAUCUGGGUACCUUGAGUUAUGGUCAAGGACAUGUAGAAGAAGCAUUACAAUUUUUAAAUAAAGCUGUACAAAUUGGGCAACACCUUCCUGACUUGGAAUCAUUCUCAUCAGUGUACAUAAAUCUUGGUAGCAUUUACAUUAAACAAGGAAUGUUAAAACAAGCAGAAACACAUUGCAUUGAAGGUAUGAAAAAUGCUAAAAGACAUCAUUAUGAAGAAGGCAAAAAAGAAGCAGCGCAUUGUCUACAAGAAAUUAAGAGUGUUAUGAUGUGAAUAACUGAUUACUUUAAGUGAACUUUUUUUUUCUUUUGUAGAUUCCUAAAAUUGAAAUUAUAUUGCUUAAUUAUAUUAGAAUCCUUUUUAUUGUAUUUUUUUAGUGAAUGUUAUUAAGAUUUGAAUGCUAUGCUAUUUGAUGUAUUUACUUAUUUACAUUUUAAAAUAAUAUACUCUUAUCAGUCCUAACAUAAUUUUAUGUGAACAAUAUUAAUCUUAAUUUUGAAUUUUUUUAUUUCAAAAUAUUACAGUUCUUUGUAUAUUACAUAAUAUUAACUUGUAUUAUUCACUAU
Molecule: messenger RNA, 3129 nt
Organism: Cinara cedri
Lineage: Eukaryota; Metazoa; Arthropoda; Insecta; Hemiptera; Aphididae
Source: the annotation of a GenBank genome assembly